CGCAAAAUACAAAAGUUACGUCAAACAAAAUCCAAUCCAAUGAUUUGCCAAUGAUGUGAGAACACAAGAAACAGAAGUUCAUUAUCAUCUAAAGAACAAUGAAGUAAUAGAUAAUUCCUUAAAGAAAAAUACCUACAAUAUGGAAAGCGUUAAGAAUUUCUCGGUAUCUCUAAUUAAAGGUUUUAUAGAUAGCCUAAGAGGGGUGACAGUUCUGUUAUACUUGGAUAAGGAGAUCAACGAGAAGGCCUUGAGUCGGUCGCCCCACAAAGAUGCAGAUGGUAAACAAAAACAGAAAGCCCCCAAAGUUCUGCACUGGCUAACAAUAAUCUUCGAGUGGUUUGCUAGUAGAGGUGUUACGGAGGUGAAGAAGUGUGUAUCAGAACCGGAUUCAGAACCAGAUUCAGAACCGGAAUUAGAUUUGAUAUAUGUGGAUUGGAAACAGAGGGAAUCAAAAGUACUUACUAGGGUAUUGCAAUCAUGUAUAUUAAACGGCUUUAUAUUCUUACUCAGUAUAUUAGUAUUUGAAUAUGUGUUGCUACCUUCGAUGAAGUAUUUAGUAACGGUUGUGUUUGGUCACAAUCCUGGUGUGGCGCAUAAUGUGUGGGGCUGGAUGCAGCCGUUCCUGUCCAUGACUUUUCGGAUGAUAUGGGUGCUGCCAUUAUUCCUAUUGAGCAAGCUGGUUAAUAGCUUAUGGUUUCAGGACAUAGCCGAUUCGGCCUACAGACACCGGCGCGGGCGGCCGCAGUUCAUGUCGAGUGUCAGCAAGAUCAUUGCUGACUCCUUGUUCAGCAUACUGGUGCAAGCUUUAUUUCUAGUUCAGAGUAUGCUAGUCAGUAUGCUACCAAUCACAUACAUCGGGGAGCUUCUAUGCCUCGUUCACAUGUGCCUGCUGUACUCGCUGUACUCGUUCGAGUACAAGUGGUUCAACAUGGGCUGGGAGCUGCACAAGCGGCUCACGUUCAUCGAGACCAACUGGCCAUACUUCCUCGGGUUCGGGCUGCCGCUGGCGGUGCUCACGCAGAUACCUCAGUCUUAUAUCAUAAGUGGAUGUGUGUUCUCUAUUUUUUUCCCGGUGUUCAUACUGAGCGGUAAUGAAGCGACACCUGUUAUUGGAAGUGAGUACCCCCUACGUCUGUUUUCGCCAGUGGUGGCGAUUUCCAACGGAAUGUUCCGUUUCGUGCGGCAAGGGGCCGAGGCCGUCACCCAGCGGAGUAGGUGAUCUUUAACCAUUUAGGGUUAACCUUUUGACCGAUGUCGUUUGUAAGCAGUGUUGGGAAGGGCAAGGCCAGGCAUAGUAAAGAUUCAUUGGAUGUGUAAAAUCUGAGACAAAUUCCUCCUUCAAAGUUGACAGCUAAUGUAGCGCUGCAUGGCUCCGUACAUUAUGCGGUAACGGGUCUCCCUCGCAAUCCCUAAUAAGUUUUGUUCUACAAUCACUUGCCCUAACCGUUUUGUCCCAACAGGUAAUAGCCCUAAUGCUCAGUAGUCUUAACACUCAUUUGCCAUAUUGUAAUGACUAAUGAUUGUCCUAAACGUUUUUGGUAUAACUCAAUUUCGUGGGCACGAUAUUUCUUAGACUACAUAUAUACGUAUAAUACAAUCAUUGAAUCUUUGACCAUACUGUUAAUCAUUAAUAAAAAAAAAGGCAUAUGAUAGACAGACUGCCGAGAUAACGCGAUAAUGUCUGACUGUGCCACAAGUGUUCCGCUUUUACCAAAUUUGGUACGCAACUCUUUAAAAAAAUAGAUAAAUAAAAAAGUAGGUACACUCAGUUUGAUCUAAUUUUGAGCUGGUGUCUGAGCGGUAGCGAUCAGUGAUAUAUGCCACUUUUUUUCUACGGGGUGGAUGUUUUAUCUUUGAAAUAGUAUUCGCCGGAAGUGAGAGUUAGCGAUCGAUAAUUAAUACCUAUGUGCAUCUUUUUUAUUCACAUAGCAUCUACACUUUCACGUACGUUUUAUGCACAAAAAAAAUUGUAGAUCGCUAGUCGCCUUCUCGCCGCCAUUCGGACAGCUAGCCAAGCCGUUAUUGUAGGUACCUACCUAUAUUCAAAAAGGUUUGCCUGGAUUCAGCACUGGUUUUGAGCGGCAUUGCUUAUAGUAGGUAUACACGCAGGUUCAGUAGUUUGCAUAAGGCUCAAAUUUGCUAUUCACUAUUUUGCUUGGCGGUCGAAAGGUUAAUGCUAAUAAAAGUAAUAAACUAAGGCUAAUGGCAACUUUUGUGUAACUUUUUAACAUCGUAGCACGUAUUGUUGAUAACUAUUAUAAUUCAUUUUCAAAUAGAUUGGUGCUAGAUAAUUAUUUAGUAGUUUUAGUUAACACAAAGUAGAACAUUGAAUAAUUAAAGUUACGAAGGCCCGCCCUCAUUACUUUACCAAAAAUGUAAAAACUGAACUUGUAGAUGUACAAUUGUACGAGUACAUCAGAUUCCCGUGUGUGAAUAAAAUAGAUGCAUUGCAUAUGUAACUUUGAUCGCUUACUGUUCACACUGCCAUUAAGAACUUUUUCUACACUUGCGAACACUCAUUUUUGAUAGCCGGGUAAUUAACAUAAAGACUUUGCUAUUAGUUUGAUCCAAACAAUAUUUCGCUUAAAACGUAGUUAUGUCCCAUUCUCAAAUGCUCGUGGUUAAAAGGUUAAACAAAAAUGUGCCGUACUGACAAGGGAAAGGAUGCCAACAGUUGGCCAAAAUCAUUUUGCGUGAUUUACUUUAUGUACCUAUGUAUUAUGUUUAGUAAUAUAUCGGCGUUACAGGGUUAUGCUUGUUCAGUGCUUUGUGUCAUAUUAUAUGUAUAGGUAACGGAAUACACUUAAGAUUGCUGGCCAAGUCAUGGUACAAUAUAAGGGUACUACAAUAUAUAAAAUGUAAAAACAAUAACUUUCUGACCAACUGUAAGAUUGAAAAAGACAAUCACCCAAUUUCAUUGUUACCUAUACUUAAUUCAAUUCGUAUUGCAUAUUGUAACAUAACUAAGCCUACUAAAGGCUGUUGGUUUUAUAUAUAAAUCAAAUCGUAGGCACUGUGUAACCCUGUAAAUAGUUCAUAAAAUUGUGAUACCCAAUGUUGUACAUAACAUGUGAUUAUAAUUUGUGCUCAUGUCUUUGGUACCUAAGACGUUGGUGAUAGUGGCCAUGUCUAUAUCGGAUAGUUUACAUUUCUUUAACUUUAGGAAUGUUUUUUUAACUGGCUAUAUAAUAAGUAUGUUUUAUUGUUGUAAUAUUUUUUUGACCAUGAACUACAACUUUGUAUAUCCUAUUUAGUGGUAUAAAGCAAAUGUUAAAAAUGUGAACUGCAUUAGGCACUAAAAACGUGAAAUACCAAUUAGAUCCAUGGAUAUGGAUUAUGGGUAAUUUCCAUUUGUUCCACUGAGCUGAAAAUUCCUAAAGAAUUUAAUUUUAUUCAAACAAAAUUUGUUAGAUCCGUGGAACUAUUCCGAGGUAGGUAUCCGAUUUAAAGAUAAUUUACAAAACUUGGCCUGUGUGCCUGUUUGCAAACAGUGUCCAAAUCAAUUUGAAGCAUGGCCCCUUCUUUGAUAUUUUGGAAUUAAUGGUGCCAGAAUAUUAUAUUUCAUGUUUUAUUGUUAUGAAUCGCAUACAUUAAGUUUUAUUCAUAGUUUUUAUAUGUAUAUUCUAAUCAUUCUCAUUUAGAUAUAUGCUUAAAUUGAAUGUUAACUUUUACAUGACAUAACUUAUUAAAAUGGGACUGACU
This is a messenger RNA of Cydia splendana, 3702 nucleotides long. It is a transcript of the gene tank, whose product is annotated as etoposide-induced protein 2.4 homolog. The transcript has 8 exons. Lineage: Eukaryota; Metazoa; Arthropoda; Insecta; Lepidoptera; Tortricidae. The record is from RefSeq and is a predicted model, not a curated record. Gene Ontology annotation, cellular component: endoplasmic reticulum. Gene Ontology annotation, biological process: macroautophagy. Bases 140 to 1219 code for a protein of 359 amino acids.